Molecule: messenger RNA, 1356 nt
Organism: Psilocybe cubensis
Lineage: Eukaryota; Fungi; Basidiomycota; Agaricomycetes; Agaricales; Agrocybaceae
Exons: 18
Coding region: 1-1356 (451 amino acids)
Biological process (GO): oxalate metabolic process
Source: RefSeq, a predicted model, not a curated record
AUGAUUAAAAUCUCCUACUGCACCAUCGCCCUUCUGCUCUCUACUCUUGCCUUGGCUGCUCCUGCUGCCAUCGAUCCUUUGGCCUCUGCUUCAAGCUCGGCACUUGCAAGUUCAGCUUCCGGGCUGGUAUCUUCCGCUGGCGCAUCAGGUGUAUCGCCGGCCUUGAAAACUAAACCGGCGUCGACAUCCAGUCAGACCAAGGUUGCAUCCUCAACAAGCAGCGCUGCCGAAUCUACUGCUACUGUCCCUUUUAUCAAACUGGACCCAAAUGGCCCGCUUUGGAACUCGUCCGUCGAAGGGUCGCCCCAAGCAAUCAGAGGUUCUCUCGGGGCAACUAUCCUAGGUCCCACAGACGACCCCACCGUUAAAGAGAACCCCGAUCUGCUUGCUCCUCCUACCACUGACCAUGGCAGCGUUGACAAUGCGAAGUGGCCUUUCAGUUUAAGUCACAACCGUCUUCAAACUGGAGGAUGGGCACGUCAAGAGAACAUGGGCAUACGUUCUGAAGGCAAGUUAUCACAAGGGAACACUCAAGUCACAUCAGUUGACCAAAAUGGCAAGAAUUUCAUAGCUACUUUGUCUCCCGGAGAUCUUUGGUAUUUCCCACCAGGCGUUCCGCACUCCCUUCAAGCAACAGCUGACGACCCGGAUGGCUCUGAAUUUAUUCUGGUGUUCCCCAACGGCGCUUUCAGCGAAGAUUCCACUUUCCUGCUCACGGACUGGUUGGCUCACGUACCCGCUGAAGUACUCGCGAAGAACUUCCAAACUGACAUCUCAGCCUUCGCACACAUCCCAUCGCAAGAAUUGUACAUCUUCCCAAGCACGCCCCCAACGGACAGUGGCAAUCUCCCAACAAGCCCUCAAGGAUUGGUCGACAACCCCUUCACCUUCUCUUUCUCAAAGAUGGAGCCAACGAAACUCAGUGGAGGUAGCGUCAAGAUUGUAGAUUCAAGAACAUUCAAAGUUUCGACAGCCAUCGCUGCGGCCGAAGUCACUGUUGAACCAGGCGCGAUGAGAGAACUUCACUGGCACCCAACACAAGAUGAAUGGAGCUUCUUCCUUGAGGGAGAAGGUCGUGUAACAAUCUUCGCCGCUCAGUCGAACGCACGAACAUUCAACUACCAGGCUGGAGAUAUUGGCUACGUACCUGCAACUAUGGGCCACUAUGUUGAAAACACUGGCAAUUCAACCCUUCGUUUCCUUGAGAUCUUCAACACCGAUAUGUUUGAAGACAUCAGUCUCAGCAAUUGGCUGGCCUUGACACCUCCUGAGCUAGUCAAGGCCCACCUAGGCUUUGACGAUGCAACAAUUGCAAAACUCCAGAAGACAAAGCCCACAGUCAUCGGUCCCGCCUGA